Messenger RNA from Cyprinus carpio (common carp), 2045 nucleotides. Its product is annotated as arf-GAP with dual PH domain-containing protein 2-like. Gene Ontology annotation, biological process: positive regulation of GTPase activity. Gene Ontology annotation, molecular function: GTPase activator activity; phosphatidylinositol bisphosphate binding. Gene Ontology annotation, cellular component: intracellular membrane-bounded organelle; plasma membrane. The record is from RefSeq and is a predicted model, not a curated record. NCBI's taxonomy places the organism in Eukaryota, Metazoa, Chordata, Actinopteri, Cypriniformes, Cyprinidae.
AGUAAAUGAUGUUAAUGUGAUUGUUUACUAGAUUGCAUUUUAGGUGUAGUUUGUUUUCUCCAGGAAGUGAACACUAAGGGUUUAUUUCAGUAAUUGAAUGCUCGCGGAAGACCUCGCUUGAUAGUCCUGCCGCAGUGUUUUGCCGCGCUCGAGCGCAGCGGAGUUCGUAAUCUGACGCGACAGAAGCGCGCACUGUCUCAAUGGACGUGAAGUAAAGCCGUCAAACCGCGCCCGACGGGACUAACCACGCGUGAUAUAACACCUAAGAGAGGUCGAACUGUUACCUAUAUGUUGUUUUGAAAGCAUUUCGCCUAUGGCAAAUCGGGAAAAGAACAAAAAGACACUUCUAGAGUUGGCGAAGCUGCCAGAGAAUAGCUGCUGUGCUGACUGUGGAGCUGCAGAUCCAGAUUGGGCUUCAUACACACUUGGAAUAUUUGUGUGUUUAAACUGUUCUGGCACUCAUCGUAAUCUCUCUACUAUAAGCCGUAUCAAGUCUAUACGCUUAGACUUCUGGGAUGAUGAGCUUGUGCAGUUCAUGAAGUCCAAUGGAAAUCGUGCUGCCAAAAACUUCUAUGAGAAAUAUGUCCCAGUCUUUUAUUAUCAGCCCCAACCAGACGAUUGCGAGGUCCUCAGAGAACAAUGGAUUCGAGCCAAAUACGAAAGAAAGGAGUUUACAGAGGAAAAAACUGAGAGACCUUACACAGCAGGUGUCUAUGAGGGCAUGCUGUGGAAGAAAGGAAAGGAUAAUGGACAGUUUCUCGAGAGGAAGUUUGUCCUUUCAGUGCAUGAUUUUACCCUCAAAUACUACAAGGAGGAUGAAUCUAAGGGACCAAAGGCUACUAUUUCUGUGAAGGGCCUGAACGCAACCUUCCAGCCUGAGAAGAUAGGACAUGCUCACGGCCUUCAGAUCACCUACUCUGUGGAUGAUCACACCAGAAACCUUUUUGUUUAUCAUAAAAAUGGAUGGGAGAUUGUCAAUUGGUUUAAUGCCAUUAGAGCCAUUCGCCAUGUCUACCUGAAAACAGCCUUUCCUACAGCUAGCGAUGGAGAUCUAAUACCAUGGAUAACCAGAAGCUAUUUAAAAGAGGGUUACAUGGAGAAGACUGGCCCACUGCAGCGAGAGCCUUUCAAGAAACGAUGGUUUAUUUUGGAUUCCCUGGACAGGAAACUACUCUAUUUUAAAACACAGCUGGAUGCCAUUGAGCUUGGGGUAGUUUUCAUUGGCUCAGAGAACCACGGAUAUUCAGUGAGAGAGUGUGUCCCUAAAGGGACGAGAGGAAACAAAUGGAAGUGUGGGGUAAUUGUGGAAACUCCUGAUCGGCAGUUUGUCUUCAUGUGCGAGCAGGAGCGCGAUCAGAGAGAGUGGGUGGAGGCCCUAAAAACCGUCAUUUCCAAACCCAUGAUGCCGCAAGAUUACACCACUGAAGCCAAUAUCCGCAGACGGAGGUGAAGACCGUGACUGGAUGGCACAAUAAGCUCAGACUCUGUCACUAAAUCUAUUUGAAAUGAACUCUGACACGCUAGGUUACUCUAGGGUUAAAACAUUUGAGUCCUAGGCACUCAAAGGGAACCGUGGAAGAAUGUGACUUCUUUGGGGGGCAUUGUUUCCUAACAAGCAGUUUUAAAAAAGUCUCUCUUGGUGCAUUUUGGGAUGUGAAACCAAUCUGAGAAGACUGCAGUAGGUCAGAUGAGGACAGACUGACUGGUUAAACUCUCCGAGGAGCACAAAGGUUAUGACUGCAUCUGAAGAUGGAUAAGAUCUGGGCUCUCGAUUCAAGUAGAAACAAGCCUUGACCAAGAUGAGAAUCUGUUCCUAGUGAGAGGUCAAUCAGACUCGCAUGUGACUGUGAGUCCACUUGCAGGAGCUGAGACACCAAAUAGAAGCAAAACACAUAGGAAUUAUGGUUGUACAGAAAUGGACACAUGAAGUGUGUGAUGAAAAUGCUAAUCGUAAAACACCUGGGUUUCAUAAACUGACAUUUGACCAGCUUUUAUUUUGGGAUAAUCAUAUGGGCGACUGAAUAAAGCUGACUUGUUUUGAUGUU